Molecule: messenger RNA, 1762 nt
Organism: Cyprinodon tularosa
Lineage: Eukaryota; Metazoa; Chordata; Actinopteri; Cyprinodontiformes; Cyprinodontidae
Gene: eef1a1a
Product: eukaryotic translation elongation factor 1 alpha 1a
Exons: 8
Coding region: 194-1582 (462 amino acids)
Biological process (GO): translation; translational elongation
Molecular function (GO): GTPase activity; GTP binding; translation elongation factor activity
Source: RefSeq, a predicted model, not a curated record
GUUAAGGAGCAGUUUUCCUCUCUGGGAUGCUGAGGCUGCUGUUGUGCGCAGUUACGCAAUCCUCCCCCCGCCUGUCCUGACAGCUAUAAACGGAUCAGCGUUUCUCUGCAGCCUCUCAGCUCCUGCAGCCCAACCUGACACCGACCAGCUCUCAGCUUUAACAGACCGGUGACUUCACCCAACUGUGGUCAUCAUGGGAAAAGAGAAGCUUCAUAUCAACAUCGUGGUGAUCGGCCAUGUGGACUCUGGCAAGUCCACCACUACAGGACACCUCAUCUACAAGUGCGGAGGCAUUGACAAGAGAACUAUUGAGAAGUUUGAGAAGGAAGCCGCUGAGAUGGGAAAAGGUUCAUUUAAGUACGCCUGGGUGCUUGACAAGCUGAAGGCAGAGAGGGAGCGUGGCAUUACUAUUGACAUCUCUCUUUGGAAGUUUGAGACCAGCAAGUACUAUGUUACCAUCAUAGAUGCUCCAGGUCACAGGGAUUUCAUCAAGAACAUGAUCACCGGUACUUCCCAGGCCGACUGUGCAGUCCUGAUCGUAGCAGCAGGUGUGGGAGAGUUCGAAGCGGGCAUUUCCAAGAAUGGUCAAACUCGAGAGCACGCUCUAUUGGCUUACACGCUCGGAGUGAAGCAGCUCAUCGUGGGCAUCAACAAGAUGGACUCAACCGAGCCAAACUACAGCCAGAAGCGGUACGAGGAGAUUGUGAAGGAAGUGAGCACCUACAUCAAGAAGAUUGGCUACAACCCAGACACUGUCGCCUUUGUGCCCAUCUCGGGUUGGAAUGGAGACAAUAUGCUUGAGCCGAGCCCAAACAUGACAUGGUUUAAGGGAUGGAAGAUUAAUAGGAAGGAAGGUAGUGCAUCAGGGACCACACUACUAGAGGCCCUGGAUGCUAUUCAGCCCCCAACCCGUCCGACGGACAAACCUCUACGUCUUCCACUGCAGGAUGUCUACAAAAUUGGAGGUAUUGGAACUGUGCCUGUAGGUCGAGUGGAAACGGGAAUACUAAAGCCUGGCAUGGUGGUGACAUUUGCGCCUGUUAACGUGACCACUGAGGUAAAAUCCGUGGAGAUGCACCAUGAGGCACUGUCGGAGGCCCUACCAGGUGACAACGUGGGCUUCAAUGUCAAGAAUGUGUCGGUGAAGGACAUUCGUCGUGGCAACGUGGCUGGAGAUAGCAAGAAUGAUCCUCCGCAGGAAGCUGCCAACUUCACAGCUCAGGUGAUCAUCCUCAACCAUCCUGGCCAGAUCAGUGCUGGUUAUGCUCCUGUGUUGGACUGCCACACUGCCCAUAUUGCCUGCAAGUUUGCAGAGCUUAAAGAAAAGAUUGACCGCCGCUCUGGCAAGAAGCUGGAGGACAACCCUAAAUCUCUCAAAUCUGGAGAUGCUGCCAUCGUUGAUAUGAUUCCUGGCAAACCAAUGUGUGUUGAGAGCUUCUCUGAGUAUCCUCCAUUGGGUCGUUUUGCGGUGCGUGAUAUGCGUCAGACCGUGGCCGUAGGAGUGAUAAAGGGCGUGGAGAAGAAAUUAUCUACCACCGGUAAAAUCACCAAGUCUGCCCAGAAGGCCCAGAGGAUCAAAUGAAUGUUGUGCUGCUCUGCCGACCAAACGGUCUCCCAAGGCAGGACGUCCCGCAUCCAACUCCAUCUUACGAUUGGCCACUUCAACUUAAUAAUCAAAGACUGGUUGAUCAUCACAAUGCAUCGCAAAAGCAUUCGAAGGAAAAAAAAAAAGUUUGAUCUUUGAAUCAACAUAUUGCCGCAA